This is a messenger RNA of Cooperia oncophora, 1647 nucleotides long. Lineage: Eukaryota; Metazoa; Nematoda; Chromadorea; Rhabditida; Trichostrongylidae. The record is from the annotation of a GenBank genome assembly.
AUGGAAUCUCGAGACGACCUCGAGAAUCCUGGUGAUGCGGCACUUGUAUCUGACAAUUUUUCACCAUCGGAAUUUAUUCGCGAUCGAUUGAAAGGUGUUCGAACUGGGGAUGAGACCAAAAAGCUGCAAGCAUUGCGAACUGAAAUGAAUGCAAUCAAUCAUGCAUCUCAGGAGAUGCUCAAGAAUAAUGUCUUCCAAAACUACCAACAGUUCAUCGAUGCUUCCAAGGAGAUUUCACGUAAGUGGAAAGUCAUCUAUGACCUUGAGUACAUCUUGAAGCAAGAAAUCUAUCAGCUUUCGUCUCUUCUGCUUGAUCAGAAGCAACUUAAUCGAAAAUCUUAUGCAGAUGACAGGCAGGAGACGAUAAAACAUCGAUACAAACAGCUUCCAGUCACACUGCAUCUAUUACUUCUAUCACUCCUAUACAGGUUCUCAUGCAAAAGAUGGAUGGAAUCGCGGUUGGUUCACAGCAUUCUGAACAACAUGCGUAGUACCGACAAAGUGCUACUCUACGGCGAGAUGAUGCUGCUAGACCCUGAAACAAAGGAGGACAUUCAUAGAGCAAUGCUUGUGCUACUUACUGACCGACUGUUGAUAGGAAAUAUUACUCCUUCGGGAAAAUAUAGUUUGGAAUCAACAUUUUCGCUGAGCAACCUGGCCGUUGUCAAUGUAAAAGAUCGAGAGAGUGGACCUGCCAAAGCUGAUCAGUUGUUGAAGCUGCUUGUGUUUCCCGAACAAAGAUACUAUCGCUGUGAUAGUGCUCGCGCUAAGAAGAUGUGGCUUGAUGAACUCGAAAGAGCGAAACGUGACAUCCUCCACGAAGGCAUUUUGGUUCGGCAAUCUACAAUUCGAGGCAAAAGAAUAUCUGUUCAGGAACGUGCCAAGCGUGCUGAAGAUUUUCCCUCUACAGCAAAUUCUCUCCCAGAAACUGAAGAGGGAGAAGUUAAUCAGGAGGAGAUAGCAUGGCUUCAAGAGUUACCUGCAGAGUUGGACGACUGCAUAGCACAUAGAGAUCUUGACCAAGCCGUUGAACUCAUCCAUGAGUGGAAGCAGUGCUCUACGAAGGAUCCUAAUAUUGAUGCUCAAUUGAAAGUUAGGGAAAAUCAGAUUGUUCAACUGCUGAGCGAUGAUGUCCGCCGUCCAGGUGCUGUACAUGGUGGUCCUCGUGCAAUGAAGAAGGCACGGACGCUCUUGUCACAGUUGGGGCGAGGAACGUACGCAAUGGACCUAUAUCUUCGUCGGCGCAGUGCGUUGCAAAGAGCUGCCGUCAAAGACAUUGCAGUGUCGGAAGAACCCUUGUCUUAUGUCCGUCAGCUCUGUACAUUAUUUGCUGGAGCGGUCACUGAUGUAGCCAGCGAAUUCCAUUCACAGCCGCAAUAUUAUUGUCAGGUGCUGCAGUGGUGUUCAGGAGAACUGAGCGUCUUGCUUUCUCUAGUGCGACGACAUGUCAUAGAGGUCGCGCCAGCAAUGACAGUUCUUGCAUUUACAUGGGGAAUCUUGAUGAAAACAAUGGACGAGUUAACUUCUAUGGGUGUGCAGUUGACAUUCGAGGUUCAUCGCCUUUUGUCUCCUGCUUUGGAAGCUGCUAUUGAAACCAAUUUCAACAACAUCAUGCAGGGCGUUAGAUUGCGAAUGUCUGUAAGUUGA